AUGGUUUGUGACCCAGACGCCGCGAUGCCCGGCGCUUGGUUGCUGCUCGCCAUGGCGCUGACCCUGACGGUGGCUGGUUUUCCGGGAGGUAGCGCACAGCCGGAGGUGGCCCAGCAGGAGGCAGCGAUGGCCGCCGAGCAUGCGGGUCUGGACGACCUCCUGCACCAAGCAGAGCGCCUCUUACUCCUCCGCGAAGACGUCCAGCGGCUGCGAGGAAACCAGGGCGAUCCCGAAUCUGAGUCUCAGAUCAUUCAACCCGACUGGCUCUCCAAGCGUCAGCAUCCAGGCAAAAGGGAGGGGGAGGCCCAAGAGGGGGUUGAAGAGGAGGAGGAAGAAGGUGGGGCUGUGGGCCCCCACAAACGGCAGCACCCUGGCAGGCGGGAGGAUGUGGCUGCCUGGUCCGAUGUCACCCAGCAAAAGUGGCAGCAUCCUGGCGGGCGCCCCUCCUGGCUGGGUUACACUUUCACCAAGAGGCAGCACCCAGGCAGACGGCUGGUGGAUUCCAAGGCCCAGAGGAGCUGGGAGGCAGAGGAGGAGGAAGAGGAGGAGGAAGAGGGCGAGCCCAUCCCUGAGAAACGCCAGCAUCCCGGCAAGAGGGCUCUGGGCGGCCCUUGUGGGCCUGGGGAAGCCUGUGGUCAAGCCAGCCUCCUGCUGGGACUCCUAGAUGAUCUGAGCAGGGGUCAGCGGGCCGAGGAGAAGCGGCAGCAUCCUGGGCGGCGGGCAGCCUGGGCCAGGGAGCCACUGGAGGAGUGA
Molecule: messenger RNA, 753 nt
Organism: Enhydra lutris kenyoni (northern sea otter)
Lineage: Eukaryota; Metazoa; Chordata; Mammalia; Carnivora; Mustelidae
Product: thyrotropin releasing hormone
Exons: 3
Coding region: 1-753 (250 amino acids)
Biological process (GO): hormone-mediated signaling pathway
Cellular component (GO): extracellular region
Molecular function (GO): thyrotropin-releasing hormone activity
Source: RefSeq, a predicted model, not a curated record